UACUUGUUACUUUUAACACAAAAGCUCAAAACCCAUCUCAAUUCGUUGAAAUCAUUUUAACGGAUUUAUAACUUAGCUGUAACACCUCAAAAUUCCAAAUUAUAGAUUCACCGCCUACUAUAAUCAAAGGUUUUUUGAUGAGACUGAUACGUGUAUUCCGAGGGAGCUGAAUAUAUUUGAAGAUGGCUAUGUUUAGUAGCAAGGUUUCGUUAGGGAACUUUCCGAAUUUAGCCGGUGACACUACUACUUUCACUACAGAAGAGGAUGCUGAGAAUGGGCAGUUAAAGAAAUCUGAAUUAAUAAAAGACGAGCCGACAUAUUUAUCAGACCAAGUUAUGUUUACCUCUGAGCUAUAUGAUGUGGAUGUGGAUGGACUAAAGAUACGAUCAGAAAAUACUUUGAGUGCAGAUUCUGCAGCUGGAGUGGUGAAACCCUCAUAUCAUGGUCAAGGUAUAAAAGAGAUGAGGCUAAAUGGUACUCAGUCUCUCACACUUAAGGCAGCUAGAACUACCGAAGAAAGUCAGAGGCACUUAUUACAAAGUUCAGAUAACAUCUCUAUGAUGUUUCAUGAUGUAGGUUCUAAGGAAGAAAAUGCUAAGGCGGAAGUUCAUAUACUGAACCAGCUGGCUAGUGAUAAUCAAAGUGAUAUCAAGGAAGAACGAUCAAGUUCAGAAAGCAAUUCAUCUGACAAUACAGAUUCAACUCCUGAACUCGAGAUGAACAUGAUGGAGACCGUGAUUUUAGGGGCUAAACCACUAACUCAAAUUUGUCAACAACAAUUUUCGAGUCAUUUUCCACAACUACCACAACUACAAUAUCAACCACUACAAUUUUCUCAAUCACCACAACAUUCUCAAUCACCACAAAAUGAACAAAGAAAGAAAUCGACAAAGAAAAUCCCUUGGAAUAACGAUGAAGAAAUGCAUUUGGCUGAAUGUUGGCUUGCAGUUUCCGAGGAUCCUAAAGUCGGCAAAGCCCAAACAAUCAACUCUUUUUGGUAUCGGGUAUUGGACAUAUACAAUGAUGGUGUGACAAUAAAACGGACAAAGGAUCAAUGCUCUUCAAAAUGGAGAGAUAUGCAUCUUCGCACCAAAAAAUUCAAUGAAAUCUACUCCAGCUUGGUAGAGAAGCACAGUUCAGGUUUAUCCGACUAUGACAUUUUGAUUCGUGCGCAUGAAUUGUAUGAAAGUGAAACUGGUCAAGCCUUUAAGUGCCUUCAUAUUUGGAAUUUUGUGAAAGACAAACAAAAAUGGUUGAGUCCUGAUACAGUGGUCCUAGGAAGAAGAAACAAAAAACGAAACCAGGUUGAAUCUUCUUCUUCCGUUCCACCUAUAUAUAUUGAUCAAGACGAAGAAGAUGAUAAGGAGCUGUUCUACAAACAUGAUAAAAGUGAACUUCCACCCAACAAAUCGACACAAACAAAAAGCCAACGUACUUCGUUAGAUACAACUCCAGCUUCACAAAAAGCUUUACAAAUAGCUGCUGAAGGUGAUGAAAUGCAACAAAUAUGUCGAAUGAAACUUGAACUAGCCAAGGGGAAAAAAGAGCUUAUCGAUCACCAAAAAUUUACGCUAGAUAUGGAUUUUUUAAAAUACGAUACAACUGGGAUGGAGGAUGCAGAUAAAGCAUUUGUCGAGAAAAAGAAGUAUGAUAUUAGGAAAAAAUACGGAAUUGUGUAGGUUUUCUAAUGUGAUCUCUUUUUUAUCAAUGUAAUCUCUUUAUCUUGUUAAAGAUAUUUCUUAAAUAUCAAUUAAAAAUAUCAUGUAAAAAUUAAAAAGGAA
Molecule: messenger RNA, 1781 nt
Organism: Erigeron canadensis
Lineage: Eukaryota; Viridiplantae; Streptophyta; Magnoliopsida; Asterales; Asteraceae
Exons: 3
Coding region: 183-1679 (498 amino acids)
Source: RefSeq, a predicted model, not a curated record